AUGGCUGAUGCGUUACAUGAUGAUGAUGACCAACAAUUUCACACCGGAGAUGCUGGUGCUUCAACCACAUACCCACAGCAAUGCUCAGCAUUAAGAAAAAAUGGUUUCGUCAUGUUAAAAAGUCGACCAUGUAAAAUUGUUGAAAUGUCAACAUCCAAAACUGGAAAGCACGGUCAUGCAAAGGUUCAUAUGGUUGGUAUCGAUAUAUUUUCAGGCAAAAAAUAUGAAGAUAUCUGUCCAUCAACGCACAAUAUGGAAGUUCCUAACAUCAAACGUACUGAAUAUUCGAAUUCAUUGAGAAAUCUAAAAGAAAAAGUGAAAUCGAGUUUGUGCGAUGGUAAGGAUGGUUGUUUACUUGUUAGAGCUAAAAUGUCUUGGACAGAUCGUUUAUUACAUGCCGAUAAUCCUGUAGUUUUUUUUGAUGUCACUGUUGGAAAUACAGAAAUUGGUCGUAUUCUUAUUGAGCUUUAUGCACACGUGGCACCAAAAUCGGCUGAAAAUUUUCGACAGUUUUGUACAGGCGAAUAUAAAAAAGAUGGCGUACCGUGUGGUUAUAAGGGUGCUCCAUUUCAUCGUGUAAUCAAAGAUUUUAUGAUACAAGGCGGAGAUUUUGUAAAUUCUGAUGGAACGGGUUUGAUGUCUAUAUAUGGUGGAAAGUUCCCCGACGAAAAUUUUGUUAUGAAACAUAAUCAAGCCGGUUUAUUGUCCAUGGCAAAUAGCGGCAGAGAUACAAAUGGAUGUCAAUUUUUUAUUACCUGUACAAACUGGCGGGUUAUCGAAGGAAUGUUAGUUGUUCGAAAAAUUGAAAAUGUACCAGUGGGAGUAAAUAAUAAACCAAAAAUUGCCGUUGUUAUAUCUCAAUGCGGCGAAAUGUAG
Didymodactylos carnosus is the source of this 876-nucleotide messenger RNA. The record is from the annotation of a GenBank genome assembly. NCBI's taxonomy places the organism in Eukaryota, Metazoa, Rotifera, Eurotatoria, Philodinida, Philodinidae.